Cylindrotheca closterium is the source of this 2850-nucleotide messenger RNA. Lineage: Eukaryota; Bacillariophyta; Bacillariophyceae; Bacillariales; Bacillariaceae. The record is from the annotation of a GenBank genome assembly.
AUGGGGAUGCGUGAAUCAUACUUUUGGUGCCUUGUAGUACUGAUAAUAUGUAUUGGUUUUACAUCGGUUCAAGCGGGUGAAGUUUCAGCACGAUCCCUGCAAGAAAGCACCAAUUGUCAAUCACAGCAAAGCAUUCAGUAUUAUUCCAUCCCACCCUUUGCGGUACAAUUUACCACCUUGGACGUGAACGAAAUACCUGCCGUCAGCAAUGUCGUAAUUAGCGAAACGGAUGCCAAGGCAUCAUCACUCACGUAUCCAUUGAAAGUUCUCACGGAAGAAUUUAUCGUUUCUAAAUUUCGAGAACGCAUCAAUUCAAUGAAUUUGUCGUCGUCGUCGUCAUCACAACAAAUGUACCAUGACUAUUAUCGACAAUUGACCGAAGUGGAAUUGCGUGUCAUCCUAAAACACAACCCCAAAGUUACGGACAUUGCGGGCCAUGUGGCAUUGAUUGCAACUUUGCAUGGGACGUUGCACUUUUCCCAUUCCAGCGGAUGCGGAGGUACCACGCUGGUGCCAUCCCAAGACGAUAUCACCAUUACGUUUGGAGCUUGGCUAGAGUCCAUUUUGGAAACGAAUCGGAAUGAAUAUUUGCAGCGCCUGCUUGCGAGCAACCAAGAAAUGCUCAAGGAAAUUGUUGAUUUUCAGCUCGUCCCAAAUUAUUUUCAGGAUGGAACUGGUGGAGAAUCCUGGCUCAUGGCCGUGUGGGUGGUCCUUGCCAUUUUGGGACUAUGCGGUCUCGGUGCUGCUUUGGUCUGGAUGAUGCGGGGCAAACCACCCAUGAAAAGUUUUGUUGGAGGAUCUCCGUAUGAUCCAAAUCAUCAUUCCCCUGCUUAUACAGACGAUGACGUUGAUUCGCUUCGUCUCAGCAGCCAAUUGGAUUCGAAGCAACAUGGAAUGAACGAAUCCGCACAUCGCCGGCACUCGUUGGAUAUACUGAACAAGAGCGAAGAAUACCUUACCAAACAUCGGCCCGAUUGGACCGAAGGCGGAGGGCACCCGCAAGGCAAUUUCACCAAGCCAUUUGGAAACAUCAUGUCGCUUUUUGACCUUUCCACGAGUGACGGAAGCAAUCAUAGUGUGACAAAUACACCAGAAAAGACACCACGCGGUCGCCGGUCCUUUGCCACAAGACAACGAUCUAGCAUUGAACUACAAGCGGGCAACAUUGCAGCAGCCAAUUCGGAAGAUCCGUCUCCGUUUGAUGAUGUCAACUUGAAUCAAUCGAAUCACGAGGCGUAUUCUCCAGGCGGCCGGAGUCACGAGGAGGAAAUUAUGAUGGCAGCGGCGGCUCAAAGUUCAGCGUACCGUCCCAUUUCUAGUAUAUGGAGAAGUGUGACCAGUGCUUUUCAAGGUUCUUCGUCGUACAAUGAGAAUGAUGGUAUUAUGACAAAUGCAAAUUUCUUUUACGAUGGCAACGAAGACGAAUACUUUGCCAAGUUGGAAGAAGAUCGCCUGCAAGAAGAGCAAUGGUUGACAUUUUUGAAGGAGGAAGAGCAGAACUACAACUUUGCGUUCAAGGACUUUCCUCGGAAGGAUGGAACGCCUUGCCUCAUGUACGAUGGAUCGAACGAAAACGAGGCAGAUGCUAUUUUCAACGCUCCAUUACCCAAGGAAUCGACGACUGGCGAAGAAGAAGAAAGUGACAUUUUCAACGCACGAGAGGUUCUUUCCGAUGAAGCAUUCCGACAGCUCCUCCAUAUGAAUGUUUCUCCGAGCUUUGAGGAAACUCUGGAGUCACCAUCACCGGCUCUACCGGUAACCUACAAAUCUCCGGAAUUCAAUGAGCGCCUGUCGUCCCUUUUUGCUGAAAAGCACCGGCAAUACGAGAAACGAUCCAUUGUGGAACGCCAUCAACAGAAACGAAAGAAAGAACGAGAAAUGGAGCGAAGAGAACGACAAAAAGAUAUGCAUCGUGAACUAGAGGCACUGGAAGCUGGAAUGGCCAUGUCAGACAAGUGGCGGGCCAAGCAUCAUGUGUCUCCAAGACCAUACGAUCUAUCUCCAGCCCGACCUUCCUAUUCUCCCAACAUUCACGUGAGAAAGAGCCCUGCAAGGAGGUCCCCGGUGCCACCUUCUGGUGGUCGACGAUCACCCGUCCCCCCUCCUGGUGCUCGGCGCUCACCGGUUCCCCCAAUGUUCCCAAUGACGCAUAGCAUUCCUCCCAGGCAUGUUGCUUCGAAAUCCAUUGACACGCUUGAUAGCGACUCUUCCCUCCAGCUGAUUCGUCCUCGCAUGUCCCGCCCACCUUCUGCUGCACCGCCCAGUGAACUCUUUUUGACGGACUCUCAUCGCUAUCACGAACCUUUGACUACCGACUUGGAUCCAUCCAGCUUGGACAAGUUGAGCAUGCCAGCAAUGAGCAAGAACCCUAAGCACCCAUCGCCAUCUUCAGUACUGGACGAUCUCAGCCAAAUCCCUCCUACGAGCGGCAGCCUGAUUCCUCCGCGCAAUCCAGCAGCAAUCCAUCGGCGGAAUAAUUCGAUUGAAAACCCACAAUAUACUACCCCUGGUACUGGCCAAAGGAAAACUAUUGCAUCCAUGACGCCCCCUCGACGAGCGGCUUCUCCUCGUUUUGGUACUCGAGGUAUGUCUCCUAUUCGACAUAGUACGGGCACUCGAGGCGUAUCUCCAGCCAGAAGUGUUACUCGAGGAGUUUCUCCAGCAAGAAGUGUGAACUCCACAACACGUGGGAUGUCUCCAGCCCGACAUGGUGCUGCCUCACCAUCUAGCAGAGGCCGACGACCUGCACGAGGCCCGUCCCCCAAGCCAGGUCCCCGUAGUGCAUCCAAUUCUAGCCGUCAUAGUCGGGAUGGGGGUGUCUUUGACCAUGGGAUUGCGGCUCUGAUUUAG